AUUAACAUUGACUAUUGUUGACGUGGUAGCCAUGUAGAUGUCACGUCAAUGACACCUCAUAUUUUUAAUUAAAAAUUACAAAAAUAAAAUAUUGUUAUAAAAAUUUAAAAAAUGCAAACUCAAUUAAUUAAUAUUGUUCCUAAAAAUUAAAAUAAAAAACAAGUAAAGAAAACUCCCCACCACCGCAUCCUACUCCCUCUGCACUAGGAAUGACAAUGGGACGGAUUUGGGGCGGGUUUAUCUAAAUCAUCCCCAUCCCCAUCGCCGCCGCUACACUCCCCACCGCCCCCUUCUCCCACAUCCAAUCCUGCUUCCUCCGUCGUCGUCAUACUCUCCGCCCCAUAUAGAAUAGCUAGCGCCGAUUACAUACCCCAAAUCACAAAAUCACAAACCAUUGCAAACCCCGAAUCCAUUGUUACUCUCUCUUUUUUAGCUCCCCCACCUAUUCCAUCUCACUUCCAAUCAAACUUCGAGCCUCGCGAGAUCGGAUAACCAGAUCUUCUCCAUGAAAAACCCUUCGCGAUUGAAUUGAAGAACUGUAAGGGUAGUCACCGCCGACCAUAUCUCUUACUCCUAAUUGCAAGCAAAUCUGCCUUUUUUGCUUGUCGAAGUCGAAAUGAACAGGGAGGCCGGAGUCCGAAAUCGAGAAGAAGACGAAUCGAUCCCCAACGGCGUUAACUCGACUCCGUCGUCGUUGUUGAGGGUUCUGAUCAGGAAUCCAUCGCUGUUGGCGAGGAAGGCACAUAAUCGAUGCAGGAAGUUCAGCUCCGUAAUCGCGACGCUGGACAGCAGAUGGUCAGCGAAGCGAAUGGAAUUCGCGGCGGGAGUAAUCGUGGAAGCUCUGAAGCAGGGGAAGGCCUUGAACGGGGAAGGGAUGAGUUGGUAGCAGGUGAGGGAUGAGUCGGCAGCAGGUGAGGGACGCAACUCGGAUGCACGUCGGAGAUAAGGGACUUCCUCAAAUCGAUGAACAACGUCGCCAUCAAAAAUUGCGUCGCCCGACGAGCUGACCUCUGCAGAGUUAGGGAUUGCGAGGCGUGAUUUUUGUUUUGUUUGGUUUCGGAAGGGGUUUUCCGUUCCCCUGGUUUUUUCAAUCCCUAAGAAGGAAGAGGAGGAAGAAGGAGAAGAGGAAGGGAUUGUCAACCACAAAUCAUAUCUGUUUUUGUUUUUUAUUUUUAUAAUUUUGUAAUUUUAUUUUAUUUAUGAAAAAUAGUUAUAAAUUAGUAUUAUAAAU
Linum trigynum is the source of this 1231-nucleotide messenger RNA. NCBI's taxonomy places the organism in Eukaryota, Viridiplantae, Streptophyta, Magnoliopsida, Malpighiales, Linaceae. The record is from the annotation of a GenBank genome assembly.